AUGGCUGCUGCUGCAAAAACGUUCGACACAAGACGUCAACGAUUUAGCGGUGUUACUGAAGAACCGGAUAAAGUUUUACCACCAUUACCACCAAUUAUUCAGACUAAUACAACCUCAUCAUUAUAUGAAGCAGUUAAACCAAUAAGUCAUUUAGUUGCAAAUUUACAAAAUAAAGUUGCAUAUGCACUAGAAAAAUGCAAAAAUCCAAAAGAUGAUUUAACAUGCGAUGAAUCUGCUGCUAUUUAUCUUUACACAUUACAAUGGACAGAAGGAGAAAAUUCAUUUUAUACAAUGUUUAAUCGUGCGUCGCGUAAUGAAAAUCGUACACAACUUAUACCGUAUUAUAAUUAUUUAAAUUUAUUUCUGCUGGCAAUGAAUAAACUACCAGCAGUUCAACACCGAAUAUGGCGUGGUGAAAAUAUUGAUUUGAAAGUUAAAUAUGAACAAGAACAAAUACCACCAGCACCAGAAGAAGUUGCUCAAAGUGCAGAUGCUGCUGGCACACGUGGUACAUUAUCAUAUAGCAAUUCUUCUCAAAUUAACGAUGUUCAUAUUCUAUGGCUUGAUCCAAAUAUUAGUAAAUCACAAGAAAAUGUUAAAACGCAAGAAAAAUUAAAAGAAUUGUAUCCUAGUUAUUACAAAUCAUUUGAAAAAUCUGAUGAAUUGGAAAAGUUUAUUGAGCAGAACCAAAGGUGUAGUGUGAUACUGGUUACUGGUGGACAAAUUGGACGUCAAAUUGUACCGAAAAUACACGAUUUAUUACAAGUAAUAUCUCUAAUUGUCUAUUGUAUGGAUAAAGAAAAAAAUGAAAAAUGGUCAGGACAUUAUAGAAAAGUAAAAGGAGUUGUUAAUCGUUCGGAUGAUAUGAUUAAACAAGUAGAAGAAGAGUAUGCACAGCUAGUAGAAGAGCAAAAACAGCAAAAACAACAACAACAAGUGACAGAAUCAACAAAAAAAUCAAUAAGGUAA
This is a messenger RNA of Didymodactylos carnosus, 969 nucleotides long. Lineage: Eukaryota; Metazoa; Rotifera; Eurotatoria; Philodinida; Philodinidae. The record is from the annotation of a GenBank genome assembly.